UCGCUCAUUCCAAUAUAUCGCAUUGUGUGCACGAUACACACUACUCAUUUCAAUUUUGAAACUCGAUCUAAGCGGCACAAAUAAUAAAGAGCCGCGAGUUUUCUCUCGAAAAUUCAGAAUCCGUUUAUCACACACACAUAUAAAUCAAAACGGUUUUCGAAAAAGAAAAUCGCACCACAAUCAACGUGCACAUCGACCACAUUCGAUGAUGAUUCAGCAAAAUCACAAUUUCUACCAUAUUUUUUCUUCCACAUAUUAAGUUUCGACACACUCAACAAUAAAACAAGGAUAUAGACACGCUUUUUGAAAAAUGAAAUAUCGAUGAUUAUUAUCAAUUUAUGUGAGUAGAUAAUGAGAAAAUCCAAUAAUUUGGCGGAAAUUCGCAGGUGCUGUUUGUUCGAAAAAUAUAUAUCCAUUGGAUUUGAGAGCGAAAGAUAGACAUAUAGACUACGGUGUGGUUAAAUAAACAUUGUGCAUUGUGUGAUAGAAACGGUGGAUUUGGGUGGCUUUUACAUAUGCAAACAUUAAAUAAUCGCAGUUGAAAAUCCAAUCGUUGUUAAAACGUGUGUGUGCUUGUGUCAAACGACACACAAAUUGGAACGCAAUGACGGCGGCCAUCGUGGAGAACGAUAAAAAUGGGACUAUUGACGAAAAAACGGGAAAAUCGUCGUCAGACGAUAGUUCAUUGUUAGAAUUGGAAAUGCUGCCAUCGACAGCUGAUUCAUCGAUUCAUGCAGCUAACGAAGUGGCAGCACGUUUACGUGUAGACAUUCGCACCGGUUUGACAUGGUCAGAGGCAAAGUAUCGAGCAAAAAUCAUCGGAUACAAUGAAUUACUUGCGGAUGAAGAUGAACCAGCGUGGAAAAAAUAUGUAGAUCAAUUUAAAAAUCCACUUAUUUUAUUGCUAUUGGGUUCGGCGCUAGUCAGUAUAUUUAUGAAACAAUUUGACGAUGCGGCCAGCAUUACGAUAGCAAUUAUCAUUGUAGUCACCGUUGCAUUCAUUCAGGAAUAUCGAUCGGAAAAAAGUUUGGAAGAACUAAAAAAGUUGGUGCCACCAGAAUGUCGAUGUUGGCGAGAGAGUCGUGUGGAAUCGUUUUUGGCACGUGAAUUGGUUCCCGGUGAUAUAGUGCUAUUAAAUGUGGGCGAUCGUGUGCCAGCCGAUUGUCGCCUAUUCGAAACGAUUGAUUUGUCCAUUGACGAAUCAAGUUUCACCGGUGAAACGGAGCCAGCAUCAAAAACAUCCGAGGUUAUGUUCAAUUCGGCCAUCAGCGGCAAUACAAAUGGAACAAAUGGCGUUACAAAAGACCAUACAAAAAUGCGAAACAUUGCGUUUAUGGGCACAUUGGUGCGAUGUGGUAGCGGAAAGGGUAUUGUUGUCAGUACUGGUGAACGCAGUGAAUUUGGCGAAGUAUUUAAAAUGAUGCAAGCCGAAGAAGCACCAAAAACGCCAUUACAAAAAUCAAUGGAUAUUUUGGGUGCUCAGCUUAGUUUCUAUUCAUUUUGUAUCAUCGGUAUAAUCAUGUUUUUGGGAUGGAUACAAGGUCGUGCUGUUGUUGAAAUGUUUACGAUUGGUGUGAGUUUGGCCGUUGCUGCCAUUCCAGAAGGAUUACCAAUUGUUGUUACCGUAACGCUUGCAUUGGGCGUAAUGCGAAUGGCAAAACGAAGCUGUAUUGUGAAAAAAUUACCAACAGUCGAAACAUUGGGCUGUGUAAAUGUCAUUUGCUCGGAUAAAACGGGCACCAUUACAAAAAAUGAAAUGACAGUCACGGUUAUUAUCACAUCAGAUGGAUAUAUGGCCGAUAUUACGGGUGCCGGUUAUAAUGAUCAAGGUGAGAUUCAUAUUCGUGAAUGCAAUAGCAUCGAUAUGGCCAAAGAAAGUAUUACACAUUUAUUGGAGGUUGGAACGGUGUGCAAUAAUGCAAUUAUUCAAGAUAGUGCAUUGCUUGGUCAACCAACCGAAGGUGCACUGUUAGCGGUUGGAAUGAAAUGUGGCCUGUAUGCAGCCGCCGACAAAUAUAUACGUUUACAAGAGUAUCCAUUUAGUUCAGAGCAAAAAGUAAUGGCGGUUCGUGUUGUACCCAAAUACAGUAACAACAAAGAGGAAAUAUUCUUUGUAAAAGGUGCCCUCGAAAUGGUAUUGCCACAAUGUACCCGAUAUAAAUAUGGCGGUCAAAUUGUACCACUUACCAAACAAACGGAAUCGGAAUUUUUGGCCGAAGCAUAUGAAGUGGGUCGCAAAGGAUUGCGUGUAUUGGCAUUGGCCAAAGGGAAAUCACUACAGGACUUAGUGUAUUUGGGAAUUGUUGGUAUUACUGAUCCGCCACGGCCAUUGGUACGUGAAUCCAUUGAAAUAUUACGCCAAAGUGGCGUUAGCGUUAAAAUGGUAACGGGCGAUUCACAGGAAACGGCUGUUGCCGUUGCAAAUCUCAUCGGUUUGGAUACCGUUCAUCAUAUUAUUUUGUCUGGCACGGAUAUGGAUCAAAUGUCCGAAAUACAGUUGGACAAGUGCAUCAACAAUGUAAGCAUUUUCUAUCGUGUUACACCAAAGCAUAAAUUGCAAAUAGUUAAAUCAUUACAACGUGGUGGUAACAUUGUUGGUAUGACUGGUGACGGUGUUAACGAUGGCGUUGCAUUAAAACGUGCCGAUAUCGGAAUUGCAAUGGGCAAAAAUGGAACAGAUGUAUGCAAAGAAGCUGCCGAUAUGAUUUUGGUUGACGAUGAUUUUCACACAAUUAUUGCUGCAAUUGAAGAAGGCAAGGCGAUUUUCCAUAACAUUCGAAACUUUGUUCGAUUCCAAUUGAGUACGUCGAUUGCAGCGCUCUCAUUGAUUGCUUUAUCUACGUUGAUGAGCAUUCCGAAUCCAUUGAAUGCCAUGCAAAUUCUUUGGAUCAAUAUCAUUAUGGAUGGUCCACCAGCUCAAUCGCUUGGUGUUGAAUCUGUUGAUCAGGAUGUGUUGCGUCAACGGCCACGCAACGUUAAACAACCGAUGAUCACAAAGUCUGUCAUAAUCAACGUUUUACUAUCAGCAAGCAUUAUAAUUUUGGGCACACUAUGGGUAUUUCAACGUGAAAUGCUUGACGGUUCCGGCGGUCGAACAAAACGUGAUACAACAAUGACAUUCACCUGUUUUGUAUUAUUCGAUAUGUUCAAUGCGCUCAGUUGUCGAUCACAAACAAAAAGCAUCUUUAAAAUUGGUUUAUUUACCAAUAAAAUGUUUUUGUUUGCCGUUGGAUUUUCACUCAUUGGCCAAUUGCUUGUGAUUUAUUUUCCACCACUACAAAUGGUAUUCCAAACGGAAGCGUUGACCGCAUACGAUUUAAUAUUUUUGGUGACAUUAACAUCGUCCGUGUUCAUUGUAUCCGAGGUGAAAAAAUGGUUUGAACGCACAAUGGAGCAACGUAUGUACAAAACCAAAACGGAUAUGGAUUUCGUAUGACAAUUAGCGGGUGAUGUUGACAAAACCAAUGAUGUGAACUGUGAGAAUAGCGCGCACCGAGGUUCCCCAUCAUCGACGGAACCACGCAGACGUUUGUAAAUCAUAUUUAUGAGUGAGUAAAAAGAAAAAAAACGGAUCGGAGAGAAAAAAGCAACAAUAACAAUAACAACAGCAGCAACAGCAGCAACAACAACAACAACAACAACAACAACAACAAGAAACAACAAACAACACUUAUCAAAAUCACAAAUCAAAUAAAUACAUAAUGGGCGUUAUUGAGUUUAAGACCUCAAUUAGAAAGAAAUUCAGCAGCAUUGCAAUAGGAAAUUACCUAUAUCAAGCUUGAAAUUUUAAUUCUAAAUCAUAGGAACCAACGCGCCUCCAGCGGGGGCUACCACUUCCCUUAAAAUCUUCAGAUAUACAUAGAUAUAUAUUUUAUACUGCUUUUUUUCCCUUCGAAACAACAUUUUCAAUUUUACGUGCGUUAAUUCUCUAAUUUGCGGCUUAGUUUUUUAACAUUUUCUUUACAAUAUCAAAAGAAAAAAGUACAAUAACAACGUCUUUUCAGAUGAACAUUCAAAUCCAUCGUCUCAUCAAAUGAAAAACUAAGCAGAAAUUUUACAUCAUUUGUGUCAACAUUUACCCACCAAGUGAAUUUUUUUCUUUUCUUCAAAAGAAAGAACAAUUUUUUACUGAAUUUCUCCUUUGAAAUUCACAUUAUUUUUUUUUUUUUUUCAUUCAAAUCACUUUGUGUGAAAUCUUUAGUUCCCUUUUGUUUAUUCGUUAAAUCCAUUUUUUGUUACACUGUAUUUUUUCCUCUCUCUCAAUAUCAUAACACAUGACUUUAGGCUUAGUUUAACGAACAAAUCUCCCUUAUUCACGUGCACAGCAACGUGAUUUCAACGAAUGUCACUCUGUUCCACUUAAAAGCACAUCUUGACACAGCAAAAUAUUUAUUAUUCUAGUGCAUUGUUUCGAAACAAAUUGCAUACCAUUUUCAGAGAGAGAGAGAAAGAGAGAGAAAGAAAAACCUAGAAAUAACAAUGUAAUUCCUCCUUUUCAUGGAAUUUUUUUCGCCGACAUUUAACACAAACUAACACAUAUUUUCUUUUGAUUGGUGUUUAACCACGUUUGCCAUUUUAUUUAUUUUUUUUCUGUUCUAUUUUCGAGUUUGUUUGUUGUGUAAUUUUUCUUUUGAUUUUCCAACAUUUUAUUUAAUGCUGCAAGCUGCUUUUCUCAUAUUCAAGCCAUUAACGCACAUUUUUCGCUCACCAUAUUAAGUUGUUUUUGUUGUUUUUUUUUUAUCGCGCCAAUUUUUCUUUUACAGCAUCUUGCCUCACUCACACACUUACACGUCCGCAACUAUUACCAUGGGCUCCGCAUUUUUGUUAUUUAAUUUAUGUGUAUUUUUUUAAAUUAAGAAAAAAAAAACGAGAAAAAAAAACAAAAAAAAAUGAUUCAGAUUCAGAAAAAAGAGCUGAGAAUUGAUUGAGAUAUUAAGUUAACUAGGUAUUUUACGUGUAUUACGUUCACUGCACAUUAAAUAAGAGAACAUGUCCAAAAUUGCCUCGUUUUUGCGUCCAAAAAAUGAAUAAAUUGAUGACUUCUUUCAAUUUGGAACAAAUUCUACGAAAUCAAUGAACAAUUCCCAGACGAAAAAUUUAAACAAGAACAGCCAUUUCGUUGAACAAAUUUGAAACCAUUUCAUGGACGCAAAACAUUAGUGAAAAUAUUUAUUAUCAAAUUGAGCCAAAAUAAACGACGGAAAAAGAAAGAUCGAUCGCUAAUGUCGUAGAAAAACAAAAUGUAGAUCGAAGUUUCAGCAUUGAAUUACGCUCGAUUUGAAUCAAUUCAGGUUCUUAAAUUCUUGCUUUUGUUCAAAGCUUUUUUUGCAUAUUACAAUAGAUCAAAUAUUAAUGUUUUAUUUUUGUUGUUGUGAACGCUAGGAAUUUUUUAUUUUCUGUGUCUGCGAGAUUAUUAACCGCACAAAGAAAAGCGAAAGAAAUAAUUCAACAGCAAAUAUAAUGUCAAUGCUUUCAUUAGCUACAGUACACAUACGUUUAACUUAUAUACAUCAAAUUUCAAGAUUUAAAAAAAAUAUUGCCGAAGAAAUCAAUCAAACAUUUUCCGAAUUCAGUUUGCAAAAACCUAGAAUUUGACUGAACACUGUCAAUGUAUGAAAGACAUUGAAAAGAAAAUUGCAUAAAACAGAUGAUAUCAUUUUUUUGUAAGAUAAAGAAAAUUAAGCGAACGUCGAAUAAGAUGAUGAAAUAAAGAAUGUAUUUAU
This is a messenger RNA of Contarinia nasturtii (swede midge), 5723 nucleotides long. RefSeq names its product calcium-transporting ATPase type 2C member 1 (gene SPoCk). The record is from RefSeq and is a predicted model, not a curated record. The coding region runs from base 605 to 3436 and encodes 943 amino acids. Gene Ontology annotation, molecular function: P-type calcium transporter activity; ATP binding; ATP hydrolysis activity. Gene Ontology annotation, biological process: intracellular calcium ion homeostasis; manganese ion transport; calcium ion transmembrane transport. Lineage: Eukaryota; Metazoa; Arthropoda; Insecta; Diptera; Cecidomyiidae. Gene Ontology annotation, cellular component: plasma membrane; endoplasmic reticulum; Golgi membrane. The transcript has 8 exons.